This is a messenger RNA of Pseudoliparis swirei, 1311 nucleotides long. It is a transcript of the gene tbxtb, whose product is annotated as T-box transcription factor Tb. The coding region runs from base 1 to 1311 and encodes 436 amino acids. NCBI's taxonomy places the organism in Eukaryota, Metazoa, Chordata, Actinopteri, Perciformes, Liparidae. Gene Ontology annotation, cellular component: nucleus. Gene Ontology annotation, molecular function: RNA polymerase II cis-regulatory region sequence-specific DNA binding; DNA-binding transcription factor activity, RNA polymerase II-specific. Gene Ontology annotation, biological process: regulation of transcription by RNA polymerase II; cell fate specification; mesoderm formation. The record is from RefSeq and is a predicted model, not a curated record. The transcript has 8 exons.
AUGGCCACAGGCGCGGGUGAGUGUCCCGAGAAGGCCAGCCAAAGCCGGGUGGACCACCUCCUCAGUGCCGUGGAGAGUGAGCUUCUGGUUGGCAGCGAGAAGGGCGACCCCACGGAGAAGGAACUCAAACUAUCCCUGGAUGAGAACGAGCUUUGGCAGCAAUUUAAGGAUCUUACAAAUGAAAUGAUAGUUACAAAGAAUGGCAGACGCAUGUUUCCGGUGCUGAAAGUGAACGUGUCUGGACUGGACCCGAAUGCCAUGUAUUCUUUGUUGCUGGACUUUGUAUCUGGAGACAAUCACAGGUGGAAAUACGUUAACGGGGAGUGGGUCCCUGGUGGUAAACCUGAACCUCAAACCCCCAGCUGCGUGUGCAUUCACCCGGACUCUCCAAACUUUGGGGCGCAUUGGAUGAAAGCCCCCGUCUCCUUUUGUAAAGUCAAACUCACCAAUAAACUCAACGGAGGAGGUCAGAUAAUGUUAAAUUCUUUGCACAAGUACGAGCCCCGCGUUCAUAUCGUCCGGGUUGGAGGCCCGAGGAGGAUGAUCACCAGCCACUCUUUCCCAGAGACACAGUUCAUUGCAGUAACAGCAUACCAAAACGAAGAGAUAACUGCUCUUAAAAUAAAGCAUAACCCUUUUGCCAAGGCCUUCCUAGAUGUGAAGGAUAGAAGUGAUCACAGAGACACAAGAGAAGAUGCCAUUGAAAACCAGCAGUCGACUUAUUCUCAAUUAGGUGGUUGGUUUAUUCCAGGCUCAGGCGGUCUUUGCCCUCCUGCCAGUCCUCACAGCCAGUUUGGGAGUCCCAUCUCCCUCUCGCCAUCCCACGGCUGUGAGCACUACUCCACCCUAAGAAACCACCGCUCUUCCCCCUACACCAGUCCGUAUGCCCAUCGGACCAACUCGCCCAUCAGUUACUCCGAUAACUCGCCAGCCUGUCUGUCGAUGCUCUCGAGCCACGAUAACUGGUCCAGUCUACAGAUGCCAACACACUCCGGUAUGAUGCCCAUGGCCCACAAUUCCACCUCUGGUACCAACUCUAGCCAGUACACCAGCCUGUGGUCGAUGAGUAACUCGCCAAUGACUCCCGGGUCCCAGAACGGGGGGAUGAACAACGGCCUGAGCUCCCAGUUCCUCCGCGGGUCCAGCAGCCACUACCCGAGCCUGUCUCACUCAGACACAGCGCCCUCUACCGGUUCUCCUCUGUUCGACAGCGGCACAGCAACAGAAGUGCAUGACACAAGUCAGUAUGACGCCAACCCGCACGGGCGGCUGCCUUCAGCCUGGACUGAUGUGACCCCUCCGUCCCUCUGA